CCUGUGUUGAUAAACAAAUGAUGUUUUAAUUCCUACUUCUUCGUUUUAAAAAGAAGAGUGGAAUAUGAAUUCAAGCAUUACAUAUCCGAAUAAUAUAAAUGACAUAUGCAGAUUCUGCUUAAAUGAGGGCAACAUUAAUUAUUUAUUAUUUGACAAUGAAAAAACUACUGAAGUCUGCACAGCACUGAAAUCUGUAAAUUUAGUUGUAACUUAUAAUGAAAUUUUGCCAAAUUCAAUAUGUGAUAUCUGUAAGCAACAAGUUGACACAUUUAUUUCCUUCAAGGAGUCAAUAAUACAUAAUGAAAUGUUAUUGGAAGAAGCCUAUCAAUUUCAAAAUAAAGUCAAAGAAGAAGUACCUUCAGUAGAUUUUGUCUGUGAGAUUAAUCAAUUAAAUAUAUCUGAAAAAGAAAUUGAAAACUGUGCUAAAGAGAAAAUUAGUUCACUAAAUUUCUUUGGCGAUCAAGAAGAAAUAAUCAAACAAAGUGAUAAACCAGUCAAAAAGAAAAUAGAAAGGAAAAGGUCUACAGUGAAAUGUGAAACAUGCAAUAAAAAAAUCAACCAGGAAAAUGUAGUGGAUCAUAAAGGGAAGUGCAAUAUAAAUCAAAAUAAACAGGAAGAAGUUGUUUGUGAACAAAAACCUAGCACAUGUAAUAUUUGCUUCAGGAUCUUCAGUUCAGAAGUUAGAUUGGCAUUGCAUUACAUUCAACAUGUAAUGUAUGACAGUGAUGUAAAGAUGGAUAUAUUUUUAUUUUGCAAUUAUUGUGGUAUCAUAUUUAACACAAACGAGGAGUAUAUACAGCACUUAAAGGAAACACAUAAUGAAAUAGAUGACUGGAUUUGCAAAGUGUGUAAUUUAAAAUUUGAGACUGAAUUUUUGCUAAUACAACACUUGCACAGCAGUGCCUCAUGUGAAAUGAUCUCAAUGAAUUUUAAAAAUGAUGUUUGUAUGCUGUGUCAAAAGGUGGUGAAAGAAUCCCUUGCAGGUCAUGUAAAACAACAUCUGUUGAAAAGGUACAGCUGUAAGUUUUGUAACGAGAAGUACAUUACUUCAAUAGGUUACAAUGCACAUUUAAAAAACCACCCUCAAUACAAUAACAAAAAUAAGUGUGAAUAUUGUAAUAAUAUGUUUAUAUCCAAAAGAAACUUAAGCAAACACAUAAAAGAAAUACACAACAGUGACCAGUUUGUUUGUGAGAUUUGCUCGAAAGUGUUCAACAGGAAACACAACCUCUCAUUACACAUGAGACAAAAACAUGACAAUAAAACCAGGAAUUUUAUUUGUUCAGUGUGUGCAUUUGCCACAAAAUCAAACAGUGAACUAAGAAAGCAUGAGAGACUUCAUUCCAAUGAGAGGCCUUAUAAAUGCACAUUUGAGAAUUGCAAUAAAACAUUUAAAACUAGCAGCCAUUUAAAUCUUCACAUUAAAAUUCAUCUUAACAUCAGAAAUUUUGUGUGCGAGUUUUGUGAUAAAAGCUUCUACACGUCGAAAAACUUGAAACACCACAUUUUGGUUCAUACUGGCGUGAAGGACUUUAAAUGCAACUUAUGUGAGAGUGAGUUUAUGAGGAGAGAUCAAUUAACGUCGCACAUGAGGAGAAGACAUGGUUGUUUGGAGUAUUCAUUUAAAGGAAACUAAUCAUUCCAUAUAAAAAUUAGUAGCGGUUACUUAAUAUGAAAAUGUUUUUAUCAAUAUUUUUAUAAAAUAAAUUAAAUGGAUUAUU
Aethina tumida (small hive beetle) is the source of this 1721-nucleotide messenger RNA. RefSeq names its product gastrula zinc finger protein XlCGF46.1. Gene Ontology annotation, cellular component: nucleus; chromosome. Lineage: Eukaryota; Metazoa; Arthropoda; Insecta; Coleoptera; Nitidulidae. The record is from RefSeq and is a predicted model, not a curated record. Gene Ontology annotation, biological process: regulation of transcription by RNA polymerase II. The transcript is spliced from 2 exons. The coding region runs from base 65 to 1636 and encodes 523 amino acids. Gene Ontology annotation, molecular function: DNA-binding transcription factor activity, RNA polymerase II-specific; zinc ion binding; RNA polymerase II transcription regulatory region sequence-specific DNA binding.